Scophthalmus maximus (turbot) is the source of this 1778-nucleotide messenger RNA. It is a transcript of the gene riox2, whose product is annotated as ribosomal oxygenase 2. NCBI's taxonomy places the organism in Eukaryota, Metazoa, Chordata, Actinopteri, Pleuronectiformes, Scophthalmidae. Gene Ontology annotation, molecular function: histone H3K36 demethylase activity; histone H3K4 demethylase activity. Bases 303 to 1715 code for a protein of 470 amino acids. Gene Ontology annotation, cellular component: nucleolus. The record is from RefSeq and is a predicted model, not a curated record. The transcript is spliced from 10 exons.
CGUAUUUAGGGAGACACUCCGGUUCACGUGGUUACGCGGUGUCAGUGAGACGUCGGGGAGAGUCGGGAGAGUUUCUGCGCUUGUUCCGCGACAAGACCUUGUUUACUUUGGCAAAACUUAAGAAAGGCGUUUCUCACAAGCAGGUGCUCCACAUGAUCAGAUGAUCCACAUGAUCAGAUGAUCCACAUGUUCAGAUGAUCCAUGAGCUCUGAAACCGCUCAGUGAAAUCGUUCGAGUCAAUCUUCCUUUUCUCUGGCCACAUCUACUUCCUAUCUACUGGCCACAAUAUAAAACAGAUUAAAAUGCCAAAGAAAAGCAAAACAAAGAGUGUUAAGAGACAGCGCAGUGAUGGUGAGCAGCCCACUCCUAAACAGAGCAGGGUAGAGCAAAGCAACACUCCAGCCCCUCUGUGCUUCCACAGCCCUGUCAGCUUGUUCGAGAGCCUCAUCCAUCCCAUGGGGACUGAGCAGUUCUUCAUGGAGUACUGGGAGAAGAAACCUCUCCAUCUGAAGCGAUCCGACUCCAACAUAGCUUCCUACUACCAGUCUUUGUUCCAGCUGUCUGACCUGCAGAGCUUGUGCUCUCAGGGUCUGGAUUACUACAAGGACAUUAAUGUUGUUCGUUGUAUCAAUGGCAAGAAAAAAGUUCUCAACAAGGACGGGAGAGUUAAGGGCAGCGUUCUCAAUAAGUACUUGGUUCAGAAUAAGGCCACCAUCCAGUUCCACCAGCCACAGAGGUUCAAGGAUGAAUUAUGGAGGAUCCUGGAGAAGCUUGAGUGUUUCUUUGGAGCCUUGGUUGGCUCCAACAUCUACAUCACACCACAGGAUUCCCAGGGCCUUCCAGCUCACUAUGAUGAUGUCGAGGUGUUUAUUCUGCAGCUGGAAGGGCAGAAACAUUGGCGUCUCUACAGUCCAACUGUUCCACUGGCAGCAGAGUACAGUGUGGAAUCAGAGGAGAGGAUCGGCAGCCCAACCCACGAUAUUAUACUUGAGGCUGGAGAUGUUCUUUAUUUUCCCAGAGGAACCAUCCAUCAUGCCCGAACACCAGCAGGAGUGGACCACUCCACCCACUUGACACUCAGCACCUACCAGAGAAUGUCAUGGGGAGAUAUGCUGUUGGACAUAUUUCCCGGCUUGCUUUUUGACCGCAGCAGGACUGAAGUCAACCUGAGAGAGGGCAUGCCCAGGGGACACUUGCUGGGUAACAGUGAAGGUUUGGACACCAGCAGGCGGCUGGUGACUGGCCUCAGAUCUCUGGCCAAUGAAAUAGAAACAGGACUUCUGGAAGUCCGAUCCACUCACAUGAAGAGAGACUUUAUAAUGAACAGACUGCCACCAUACAGCCAGCAGCAUCUGCUUACACCAUGUGAAAGGAUUCCUUCCUUGGAGGAUAUGGUGUGUUUGAGGUUUAAGGACCACAUGGUAAUAACAAUGGAGGCCAGCCAACAGAGAACAGAUGAGGUCACAGAGCUGGCUGUCUUUGUCUUGCACUCUUUGAAGAACCAGAGGGAGCAUCACAUGAUGGGUGGAAGUGAUGAAAAGGAUGAACAUGACAUCUCCAGGGGCUUGAAGUUCCCUCUGUCCCACCUCCAGGCCCUGAGACAGCUCCAAAAGGCAGAGCAGCUGGCUGUGGCCCAGCUCCAGCUGCCUACACAGGAGGCUAAACUCAGUCUUGUCCUGGCGCUCUGGAGUGAGAGCCUGUUGGAUGUGCUGUAACACACCACUACAUCAAAAUAUCAUUCGUGUUAAAUCAAUAAAAGUGGAUUUUUAUGAAUACUA